This is a messenger RNA of Magnolia sinica, 1317 nucleotides long. RefSeq lists its product as uncharacterized. Gene Ontology annotation, biological process: riboflavin biosynthetic process. The transcript is spliced from 9 exons. Gene Ontology annotation, cellular component: cytosol. Bases 1 to 1317 code for a protein of 438 amino acids. NCBI's taxonomy places the organism in Eukaryota, Viridiplantae, Streptophyta, Magnoliopsida, Magnoliales, Magnoliaceae. The record is from RefSeq and is a predicted model, not a curated record. Gene Ontology annotation, molecular function: 3,4-dihydroxy-2-butanone-4-phosphate synthase activity.
AUGCCUCCACGUGAUGACAUGCAUGGAUUGUUGCAUGAUGUGUUUGGAAUAUCAAGUGUGGAUGACAUGCCAACUGAGUUGCCAUCACAGGAGCCAAUACAAGAGGAACCGAAUCCUGAAGCUGAAAGAUUCUUCAGGUGUGACCAGCUAACUCUCUUCUUCAAUGUAACACUUGUAAAAUCUUCAGAAGGAAAUACACUACCCAUUCUUGCUAUAGUUGGUGCAAUAAAUGACCUGAUGAGAUACUUGCGCAAAUGCUUCCUGUGCUCCAUUGAAUUACCAAAAUUGGGAGAUGCCAUAAAUGAGCAAAGGGUUGCUCUACAUUCUUCUCUAGAGAAGUGCCUUGUACAGCUAGCAAAUAAGUUUAUGAUUGCUGUAGAUGAUGAAAAUGGUGAUGAAGAAGGAGAUCUUAUCAUGGCAGCAUCUCUUGCAAGUUCUCAGGCUUUGGCUUUUAUGAUUAGGCAUGGCUCAGGAAUUGUAUCUGUUGGGAUGAAGCAAGAGGAUCUGGAGAGGCUGAGCCUUCCUUUGAUUUCAACUGGCAAUGAGAAUGAGGAUCCAUCCGCCGCAGCUUACACAGUGAUAGUGGAUUUGAAAACCGGGGCAUCUACUGGAGUGUCAGCCUCGGAUAGGGCAAAGACUAUUCUUGCUCUUUCGUCUCCAGAUUCUAAGCCGCAAGAUUUCAGAAGACCAGGCCAUGUAUUUCCACUCAAGUAUAAAAAUGGUGGUGUUCUAAGGAGAGCUGGUCACACUGAAGCUUCAGUGGAUUUAAUUUCACUUGCUGGCUUGCGGCCUAUAUCUGUUUUUUCUGCAAUUCUUAAUGCUGAGGAUGGCUCUAUGGCCCGAUUACCCGCUUUAAGAAAGAUAGACAAGGAGAACAGCAUACCAAUCAUCUCAAUCUUGGAUCUCAUCCGAAUCCUUCCUGUCCUCAGUGCAAGCAUCCGUUUCAGUUUCUCAGUGUUCAUCGAUCACCAGAUGGAAGACGGGAACCCUCUCUAUUUCGGCAAAGGGUCAGAGGCUUUGGAGUACUUCUCCAGCAUUAAUCACACUCCCUCAGUCGCCACGAAUCCUUCUGAUUUCCUUCUCGACCUUGUGAAUGGUAUAUCUAGUGAUGAUGUGGAGGAGAAUAGGGCAGCUGUGAAGGAAGAAUUGGCUGCUUCCUAUAGGAGUAACAUUGCUGAGAAGCUGAAAAGGGAGCUUAAAGGGAUUAAAUUCAAGGGGGAGAGAGCAUUGGGCUCCUUUUCUUCAUCUCAGGAUUUUGGGGGACGUUCCCUGUCUUCCAGGCUAUCUUCACCUUCCCUCAAGAGCGUGCAAUGCUGA